Molecule: messenger RNA, 956 nt
Organism: Coccidioides posadasii C735 delta SOWgp
Lineage: Eukaryota; Fungi; Ascomycota; Eurotiomycetes; Onygenales; Onygenaceae
Source: RefSeq, a predicted model, not a curated record
UUCAUCAUGCUAUCUUCCAUUGGCGGCGUGAUGGGAAACCGUGGUCAGGCUAAUUAUGCGGCCGGAAACACCUAAUAGGAUGCUCUCGCCGCGCAUCGGGUAUAUCUGGGUUUGCCAGCCACAUCACUUGAUCUGGGUGACCUGCUUUCCGUAGGUUAUGUAGCCGAGAACCUCCAACAACUUCACAGCGUAAAUCCUGUGGCUUCCCUGAUGGAUGCUAUUCGUGAAGAAGAUAUCCACCGUAUGGUCGAAUAUCAUUCCAACCCGAAGAAUUUUGCCACCAGACCCUUUCAAAUAGCCUCAGGAUUGACACCAGCAGCACAGUACGCGUCCAACGCCAUACCUAUACCCUCGUGGAUGCAUUCGCACCUUUUCUUACAACUGGCUUCAACCAGCUCCACCGCUACGGCGACGCUGCGGAGCGACGACGCCGAUUCGGUCAUAAGCGUGGCAUCAAAAUUAGGAUCCAUAGCAUCUAUUGCUGAAGCCGUUUCCAUUAUUACCGACGCAAUUCGCUCCAAGCUCUCCAAGCUCUCCAAGCCGCUGAGUAUUUCUGUGGAAAACAUUGACGGGGGGAAGAGUGUGAGCAGCAAUGGCAUCGACAGCCUUGUGGCCAUGGAGUUUCGUACGUGGCUUGCGAAGGUUAUUGCUGCGGAUAUACCCCUUCUAGAAAUUCUAUGCACGAUGCCCAUCGCAGGAACCGCAGGGCUGAGUAUGAAGGUGGCGAUGGCGAGUAAGCUAGUUCCAGAGGCUUUAAAAACAGAAGACAAAAUAUUGCAGCAUCACUGAAGAGUUGAAUGGUAGCUGGAGGGUAUGUACCCAAGGGGAUGCGGAAGGCAUUUUAUUUCGGGAUCUAAUGGUUUUUGGUGGUUGACUUGCACAGUUUUGCUGCGACGGCCUGUCAAUGACGAAUUUAUAUAACUAGACCAGUUAACUGAGGCUGAAUCAAUGCUAAC